Molecule: messenger RNA, 3627 nt
Organism: Brassicogethes aeneus
Lineage: Eukaryota; Metazoa; Arthropoda; Insecta; Coleoptera; Nitidulidae
Source: the annotation of a GenBank genome assembly
AUGGAAGAUUCGUUGAAUGAUAAAGUUAUACAAAGAGCUCCGGAAAAAAUCGACUUUCCUCUAGAGGAAGCCGAGAUUUUGGACUACUGGAAGCAAGUCAAAGCUUUCGAGAGGUCUUUAGUACAAUCAAAGGAAAAAGCGAGAUUCACUUUCUACGACGGCCCACCGUUCGCUACAGGGUUGCCGCAUUACGGCCACAUCCUCGCCGGCACGGUUAAAGACGUGGUCACCAGAUUCGCCCACCAAAGCGGUUACCACGUGGAAAGGCGAUUCGGCUGGGACUGCCACGGUCUACCGGUGGAAUUCGAAAUCGAUCAACUUUUGGGCAUAAAAUCGCCGAAGGACGUCGACAAAAUCGGCAUCAAGGCCUACAACAACGAAUGCAGAAAGAUAGUAACCAGAUACUCGAAGGAAUGGAAGGAUGUCGUGCACAGAAUCGGCAGAUGGAUUGACUUCGACAACGACUACAAAACGAUGUACUCGUGGUACAUGGAGACCGUAUGGUGGACGUUCAAGGAACUCUACCGGAAAGGCCUGAUCUACGAGGGGAACAAAGUGAUGCCCUACUCGACGGCUUGCGGUACGCCUCUGUCGAACUUUGAGGCGUCGCAGAACUACAGGGAAACGCAGGAUGCCGCCGUGGUGGUUUCUUUGCCUUUGACGGACGACCGCCAGGGGGCGGCGCUGUUGAUAUGGACCACGACGCCGUGGACGUUACCCAGCAACUUGGCGGCGUGCGUCAAUAUGCAUUUGAUUUACGCGAGAGUUAAACAAGUGAGCACCGAAAGGGUUUAUAUAAUGCUCGAGGAGAGGAUCGGGACGGUUUUCGAAGAUGAUGAUUACGAAGUAUUGGAGAAGUUCCUAGGAAUUGAUCUGGAGGGAUUGACCUACGACCCACCGUUCCCCUACUACAAACACUUAACGCACUGCUUCAAAAUCCUCGCGGACGAUUACGUCACCAACACCACCGGUACGGGCGUGGUCCAUCAGGCGCCUUACUUCGGCGAAGACGACUACAGGGUGUGCCUGAAAAACAACAUCAUAACGGCCAAUCAGGGCGCCGUUUGCCCCGUGGACGCCUCCGGAUGCUUCACGACCCCGGUGGAAGAUUUCCUAGGGCUGCACGUUAAAGACUCCGACAGACACGUCGUAAGAUACCUUCGGGAGAGAGGCAGGGUUGUUAAAGAGUCGAGAGUCAAUCACAGCUAUCCUUUCUGCUGGAGGAGCGACACCCCGUUGAUUUACAGGGCCGUACCGUCGUGGUUUUUGAACGUCGAAGCUAUCAAAGACAAGCUACUUGAUGCGGUUCAAAGUGCGGAGUUCGUGCCGGAUUUCGUGAAGAAGAAACGUUUCACCAAUUGGUUGAGAGACGCCCGCGAUUGGGCCAUAUCGCGUAACAGAUACUGGGGCACGCCAAUCCCCAUAUGGAAAAACGACGACGAAAUAGUCUGCGUAGGCAGCAUAGAAGAGUUGCAAUCCCUGACGGGUGAAAAGAUCUCGGAUCUGCACCGAGAAAACAUCGAUGAUCUAACCAUACCGAGCUCAAAUCCCAACGGGGCACCUCUAAGACGUAUAAGGGAAGUCUUUGACUGUUGGUUCGAGUCGGGAUGCAUGCCGUACGCGCAAAACCACUACCCUUUCGAAAACAAACACACAUUUAAACAGAAAUUCCCCGCUGAUUUCAUAGCAGAAGGCAUAGAUCAGACCAGGGGUUGGUUCUACACCCUCCUCGUCAUAUCCACAGCUCUAUUCGGCGAAGUACCGUACAAAAACGUAAUCGCCAAUGGUCUAGUGUUAGCGAGCGACGGCCAGAAGAUGUCCAAACGCAAAAAAAACUACCCCGACCCCAUGGACAUCAUAGAAUCAUACGGAGCCGAUGCGUUACGGCUCUACCUCAUAAACUCGCCUGUCGUCAGAGCGGAGAAUCUCAAAUUCAAAGAAGAUGGUGUACGGGAAGUGGUCAAAGACGUUCUACUGCCAUGGUACAACGCGUUCAGAUUCCUCCUGCAGAAUAUGGAGGGAUACAUGCUCAAAAACACGAGAGAUUUUCACUACAAAGACAUAGAUCUCACCACUGACAACAAAAUGGACUCGUGGAUCCUCAGUUACACCCAAUCGUUUCUCGACUACGUCUACAAAGAAAUGACCGCGUACCAUCUCUACAACGUUGUACCCAAGCUGACCAAAUUCAUCGAAGACCUGACGAAUCUGUACGUACGUCUCAACAGAAAGCGAUUCAAAGGCGAAACCUCGACGAUAGAUUGCAAAAACGCCCUCAAAAAUUUGUUCGGUGUUUUGUACGCUCUAGUGCUGAUUAUGGCGCCCUUCACGCCGUUUUUAUCCGAGUACAUGUACCAAAAAAUGAAACACUUCACGACCUCACCGCACGAUUCCGUGCACUUCAUAAUGUUGCCAAAGUUGAACGAAAACUUCAUAGAUAAAAACAUUGAGAAUGCCGUCGAUAACCUACAAGUAGUUCUGGACUUGGCCAGAGCCAUCAGAGAGAAAAAACAAAUACCCAACAAACACCCCCUACCGGAGAUAAUAGUAUUGCAUCGCGACCAAUCGUUCCUACAGAACAUUACAGACUUGAAGGAGUAUAUUCUCGCAGAAUUGAAUAUAAAAAAUCUUGUCACGUCAAACGACAAGUCGCGAUUCAACAUAGCACUCAGGGCGAAGCCGAACUACAAAACCCUUGGUGAUAAACUGAAGAGUUAUCUGAAGGUAAUAGCGGAGGGAAUUUUGAAUUUAACAGAGGCACAACUCGAGAUUCUACAGCAGGAAGGUUCUGUGGACGUAUCGGGGUACAACAUAGAACUGAAUGACGUAAUUUUACAUUACGAAUCAACUAAUGAUCAACAGGAUAAGUACUUGCUGAAUGGUUCGGGUGAAUGUCUGGUUUUGCUGGACGUUUUAAUGGAUGACAACCUGCAAGAUGAAGGUGUAGCUAGGGAGGUCAUAAACCGGGUUCAAAAGUUACGAAAAAAGGCUCACUUGGUGCCCACCGACUCCAUCAAGGUUUACUAUAAAGCCCAUGGAGAUAUAGAACGCAUUACCAAAGAUUUUGCUGUUUUGAUUGAGGGUACCAUCAAGGCAAGUUUCAGGGAUGUGACUUUCAAGGAAGACGACGAUGUUGUGAUAAUGGAGAGCGAGGAAAAGUUGAAGGACUACAAAAUGGACUUGUAUAUAACCAAAAAAGAGGCACACAUAGAAUUUCCAAACACCAAAUGGGCCAACUUGGAGUUGGUGGACUUGCAACCCAAAUAUACUCAGUCAAAGAGAGGUAUGAUACUUCUGGAAGUAGCUGGGACUCCUAUAACAAUGGAAAGCCUUCAAAAAUCAAUCUUGGCCUUGUUUGGGGUCGAACAUUUUGCUCUCAAAACAUCCACGAAGGAUAUAUUAAGCACCGGAGAUAUAUCAAAAGUUCAUAAAGAUACGAUUUUUAUAAUCCCUGAACACCUAAACCCACAACUACCGAAACCAACGUCAAAACCGUUCUGCGAGUUCUUCAACUUCACAGAGGGCCCUAUAAAGGGCACCAUAAUCACUGAAAACCCCAAAGGAAGCCCAAUUUUGGAGGAGCACCAAUAUAAACCUCUCAUUGAAAUGUGGUUAGAUAUGUAUUGA